AUGGAGGAGAUCACAUCUUGUGGUUUCCAAGAGGAGAAAGAAGAUACCACCUCUUGUGGUCUAUUGAGCAAAGGAAAAUGGGAGAUCACCUCUUGUGAUCUCGGGAGCAAAGAGAAAGAAAAGGUGCUUCCAAAGCACCAAUCUACUACCUCAAAGAAGGAUGCAAGGGUGAGAAAAGAGACCUUGGCCCUUAUCUCUAUGGGGUGCCCAAUGAAAAAGGGUGACCCCAGAGCUUUCGUAGAUCCAUGUUCUAUCAAUGACAUGGAAUUCUAUAAAGCUUUGGUCGGUCUUAGAGCCUCUAUUAAUCUCAUGCCGUUGAGUGUGUUUGAAAGAUUGAAUUUGUCAUAUUUGAGUCCAACUAGACUCACACUCCAUUUAGCCGAUGGGACCAUCCGGUAUCCCAAAGGUUUGGAGGAGGACGUGUUAGUCAAAGUUGGGGAAUUCAUUGUGCCCGUAGAUUUUAUAGUUUGUGAAAUGGGAAGAGAUGAACCCUUUGGUUCAUUGAUCUUGGGUAGGCCAUUUUUUGCCACUUCCCGUGCCUUGAUAGAUGUGGGCACGGGAGAAAUUACACUCCGGUUUGAUGGUGAAAAGGCUAAGACCGAAAAGGUCAAUAUUUUGAAAGAAGGGAAAAGUGCUUCAAAAGAUAUGGUCAAGGUGAAAACUAAAACCAAGCCUAAAUGGGAAAUUGAGAAAUUGGUUUGGAAGAACACUUGGACCCCCAAGUGCUUCCAACCAAUGGUGAAUGAUAAAGAUUGA
Ipomoea triloba (trilobed morning glory) is the source of this 756-nucleotide messenger RNA. RefSeq lists its product as uncharacterized. Lineage: Eukaryota; Viridiplantae; Streptophyta; Magnoliopsida; Solanales; Convolvulaceae. The transcript has 2 exons. The record is from RefSeq and is a predicted model, not a curated record. The coding region runs from base 1 to 756 and encodes 251 amino acids.